Molecule: messenger RNA, 4052 nt
Organism: Pseudophryne corroboree (corroboree frog)
Lineage: Eukaryota; Metazoa; Chordata; Amphibia; Anura; Myobatrachidae
Gene: ANLN
Product: anillin, actin binding protein
Exons: 25
Coding region: 251-3658 (1135 amino acids)
Biological process (GO): septin ring organization; mitotic cytokinesis; actomyosin contractile ring assembly
Cellular component (GO): actomyosin contractile ring
Source: RefSeq, a predicted model, not a curated record
ACAUCACGUGACGCGGCGCACUCCGUGCUAGAGCGGAAGCUGCCAUGACUUCCACUGCCGGCCAAUCAGAGUGUCGCGUCGCCGCUCCCAGAGAACCACCCGAGUCAUGUGACCGGUGAGGGCGGCACGGCGGGUGAAAUUCAAAAUUGCUGAGCCGUUUGUGUGCAGUGACUGACUGAGCGCUGCUGUCUGACAGGGAGACACCGAGCUGCCGGGCAUCGUACCAUAGUGACCGCGGGCACAAAGCGACAUGGAUCCCUUUACUGAGAAAUUGCUUGAAAGAACACGAGCCAGGAGGGAGAAUCUACAGAAGAAGAUGGCUGAUAGACCCCCAGCUGGUGCACGGUUAGCAGCAGUACCCAAAAGGCCAAGAGAGCCACUUGCAGAGACAAAUCUUCAGCCUCCUACAGCAACUGAAGAAGCUAAACCAUGCUCAAAGCCGUCUCCAUCAAAGAAACGCUGUUCUGAUAACAUUGAAACGCACACAUCGGGUGCUGAGAACAAAGAGCCAAAAAGCCCAGAAAUGUCUAAAGAUAAUAUACACCCUUCUGAGAUUAUAUCUCAUUCGCCUGUAAAGGCCACACCUCAGACUCCACCAAGCUCAUAUCUUUCCAAUAAAGAGCCACAGAGACCGAAUUCUGAAGACCGUACUGCUUCCUCAAUGAAGUCUCGUAUGCAGAAGCUGGCAGAACAGAGGAAUUACUGGGAUAAUGAUGGUAGUCCACCAAAUUCUCCACCGCUUUUCAACCUACCUAAGGAAACUGUGCCUUCCCCUCCAAAACCAGAUGCAGUCAACUUGCACACCCCUGUAGGCCGUCGAGGACGGUUAGCCAACCUUGCUGCAACAGUUUGCUCCUGGGAAGAUGACCUAAGUCAUCCAUGUGUUAAACCAAACAAUGCACAAGAAAAGCCUGGCACUGCUUGUUUAUCAAAAGUGUCCACUGCCAGUUCAGCAUCUGCCGGCAUCAAUAGUCACAGUGUAAGGCAGGAAGCUGUGUCCUGUUCUGAAAGACCUUCUGUGAAUAAGGCAGCAGCCUCUGGCACAUUGAGUACACAUUCAGAGGCAAAAUCAUCAAGUUCCACUAUUGCGUCAUCAAAUAUUACAGAAAAAUUAAAGCCAUUGGAGGUUAAGCCAUCAAGCAUUGCUCCUUCCAAGCUUAAAGAGCAGGACUUACCACCAGCACAAGUUGUAAAACCCUUGUCCACUAAUGUAACUACCUCACAAAAGAUAGAGCGGCCAACCUCAAAGAUUUUCCCAGCACAUCAAGUGGUGUCGAGAGAGGAGAUUGGUAGGGUGACACCUUUACAACAGGACAAGACUGCUACACCAGGUGGACCAGGAAUUAAAUCAUUUCUUGAGCGUUUUGGAGAGAAGUGUCAAGAACGCAGCCCAGCACCUGCAAAUCCUGCCUUAAAAUCGGUUGUGUUGACUCCAACCACUAAAAGUAUCCAUGAAAGACUAUUAAAGCAAAAUGAUGUUUCCAGUACUGCUAGUUUAACACAACAGCAGAAAAAGGAACGUGAGCGAGAACUUGCAGCCCUACGUGGCAGGUUUGAUAAGGGCAGUGUAUGGAAUCCAAACAAAGAGGACGAGUCUAAAAUAAAACAGCAGGACACACAGCGGGACAUUCAUACUCAUCCUGCCACCUCUCUCAAGCCACCAAAGCCAGAUGUAACCUCCCGGCCAGCAGUGGAGAUUGUACCUGAAAUACCAGAGGUCACAAAAGGUGUAUCCCAUCCGAAAAUGGCAGAGCAUGUUUCCUUCCCUGACAAAAGGGUACAGCCUUCUGCUGUUGCCUUGGAGAAGUCUGCAUCAGAUGCACAGCAUAAUAAAGUGGAACUGGUAAAAGAGAUUGAGAUGAGUGUGGAUGGAGAUAUUGAUGAGAUUAACAGUUCAGAAAUAAUCACUAAUGCAUUUACCGAUGCUCUUGAAGAUGAGGAUGAUGAAGUAACUAUAAGAUCACCAAAGCAAGUGGAAAAAGUCAGUGAUGUUGAGAAUGAUGGGGAAAGAGAGGAUUUUGAAGAUGAAGAGGAUGCACUUAACAUUUCAUCAAUGUCUUUGCUAAAUCCAUUAGCAGAGACUGUUGGUGUUGGAAGUCCAGAAGGACUUCUGUCUUCUGCCAAAGUUUCUGUUGAGAGAGAUGCAAGUGAUAGUCCCCGAUCUGUAAAGUUCCAGAGGUCCAGAGUCCCCAGAGCGGAAUCCAAGGACAGUUUUGUAUCCACGGAGGAAAAUCAAAAUCUCUUGUACAGCAUUGAUGCAUAUAGAUCUCAAAGAUUCAAAGAGUCGGAGCGCCCUCCAGUGGUGCAAACAAUUGUCCGUAAAGAAGACCUUUCUACCCGAAUGGAGGAUAAAAAAUCUGCAUCUCCGCGACCUGUAAACAUAAAACAAAAAAUGAAGGUCCUGAAUAAUGAGAUAAAUAUGCAGCAAACUGUGAUUCAUCAAGCUAGCCAGGCUCUUAAUUGCUGUAUAGACGAGGAGCAUGGAAAAGGAUCGCAAACAGAAGCGGAAGCUGAGCGAUUGCUUCUAGUAGCUACUGAAAAAAGAGCAGCGUUGCUUGCAGAGAUAAACAAAUUGAAGAGUGAAGGGCCACAAAAGAAGCCAGCUUCCCAUGGCAGCACUCCAUCAAGAGGUCUUAUAUCUGUUUCAGAAAUGUUUUUGCCCCUAAAGGCAGAUUUUGUCUGCAAUACCUCUCAAAGACCAGAUUCCGCAAACUACUACUUUUUCAUAAUUAUUAGAGCAGGAGCAGAAAACAUGGUGGCAACCCCUCUUGCAAACAUUUCAACUUCCAUGAAAGGUGAUGCACUGGCGUUUCCAACUGUAUUUACUCUAGAAGAUGUGUCUAAUGACUUUGAAAUCUGCAUUGAUGUGUACAGCUUGGUACAAAGAAAAGAAGGCGUUGCAUCGGAUAAGCGGAAAAAGGCAGUGAAGUCCAAGCUUGUCUGCAGAGCCACACGCGUUUCUGUGUUUCGCCUAUUACAGAAAAUUAUCUAUUUGGCAAUCACUCCAAAAAGGCUUCUGACGUCAAUCACAAAGAGCAAUGUUCAUACACCAGCCAUGGCUAGUCCAGGAGGUCCGAAUGCUGUCCGUACCAGUAAUUUUGUUCUUGUUGGAUCUCACAAGCUCACUCUGGCUUCAGUGGGUAGCAACAAAUUCCUAUUGGACAAGGUUCCUUUUUUGGCUCCUUUAGAAGGUCACAUUUAUCUGAAAUUCAAGUGCCAAGUAAAUUCCUUUGUUGAAGAAAAGGGCUUUUUGACUAUGUUUGAAGAUGUCAGUGGUUUUGGGGCUUGGCAUCGGCGUUGGUUCGCAUUGUCAGGUUAUUGCAUAUCUUACUGGACGUAUCCGGAUGACGAGAAACGGAAGAAUCCUAUUGGCAGAAUUAAUUUAGCUAACUGCACAAGUAGAAAAAUAGAACCUGCCAAUCGAGAAUUCUGUGCCAGACCCAAUACAUUUGAACUGAUUACAGUUCGUCCACAAAGAGAAGGUGAACGCGAAACACUAGUCAGUGAAUGCAGAGACACCCUUUGUGUCACAAAGAAUUGGCUAUCAGCAGACACUAAGGAUGAAAGAAAUCUCUGGAUGCAAAAGUUGAACCAGGUCCUUGUGGAUCUCCGCAUGUGGCAACCAGAUGCCUGUUAUAGGCCAAAUAACAAGGCUUAAAUUGUGGAUGUUUACAGAAGAUUGCUAUUCAUUGUACAGCAUCUCCAUUAAUUUUCUAUGUGUGUUCUACUGUGCUGCAAGCUUUCCAAACACACACACUCCUAUAAAGCCGACUGCUGCACAUUUCCCCAAAUAGAAUUACAAUGUUUUAUUUAUUGUUCAACUUUAUGCAUUACUAUUAGGCUGCUUAGUAGUUUUGUUUGGGAGAAUAUCAGGGAGAUGGUGAUGCAGUGAGAGUAGUUACAAAUAAAACUUCUAAGGGACAGUGCAUAUACCUAUUAUUAUUGAGCUCUUUCUUGUGCUUGUUUGAGCGAUGAAACUGUGCCCUUUUGGGAGCGCUUUACCUUCCUUCUACCUUAUGUGCAAUAUAAACAAAUUACUUCUGUUAUUUUAA